AUGACACCUUUCAUGAGCCUCGCCUUAUUUGUUGCCCUGUUCUUGCUCAACUCAGAUCGCAUUCAGAAAGCCAUUGAGAUAUGCAGCGAAUGUUUGAUUUUGCUAAAUGGCACCGAUCAAAACAGCAAAGACCAAUUUGAUUCAGCACUGCUACAAUUUUACAGCGACAUCUAUACCAUUCUUUUCAGCGCUUAUCGUCAUAUCUCUGACUACAUAAGUGCGGAAAGAUACGGAAGGAAACUGUUUGACUUAUACAGAGGGUAUGGAAUUAUGCUUUAUAAACUUGGCGAAAGCCUAAAAGCAAAGGAAUAUUUUGAGAGGGCCCUUGCCAUAACAACCAAAAUUGGCGACAGACGAGGGGAAGCAUCAUGUUAUGGAAACCUAGGUACUGUGUUUGCGUCGCUUGGCCAAUACGACAAGGCUAAAGAGUAUCUCCAAAAAGCGCUUGUCAUCAGAACUGAAAUUGGCGAUAGAGAAGGGGAGGCAUCUGACUACGGAAACCUAGGUACUGUGUUUAAGUCGCUUGGCCAAUACGACAAGGCUGAAGAGUAUCUUCAAAAAGCGCUUGUCAUCAGAACUGAAAUUGGCGACAGAGAAGGGGAGGCAACUGACUACGGAAACCUAGGUACUGUGUUUGCGUCGCUUGGCCAAUACGACAAGGCUGAACAGUAUCUCCAAAAAGCGCUUGUCAUCAAAACUGAAAUUGGCGACAGAGGAGGGGAAGCAUCUGACUACGGAAACCUAGGUACUGUGUUUGCGUCGCUUGGCCAAUACAACAAGGCUGAAGAGUAUCUCCAAAAAGCGCUUGUCAUCAGAACUGAAAUUGGCGACAGAGGAGGGGAAGCAUCUGACUACGGAAACCUAGGUACUGUGUUUAAGUCGCUUGGCCAAUACGACAAGGCUAAAGAGUAUGUCCAAAAAGCGCUUGUCAUCAGAACUGAAAUUGGCGACAGAGAAGGGGAGGCAACUGACUACGGAAACCUAGGUACUGUGUUUGCGUCGCUUGGCCAAUACGACAAGGCUGAAGAGUAUCUCCAAAUAGCGCUUGUCAUCAGAACUGAAAUUGGCGACAGAGGAGGGGAAGCAUCUGACUACGGAAACCUAGGUACUGUGUUUGCGUCGCUUGGCCAAUACGACAAGGCUGAAGAGUAUCUCCAAAAAGCGCUUGUCAUCAGAACUGAAAUUGGCGACAGAGGAGGGGAAGCAUCUGACUACGGAAACCUAGGUACUGUGUUUAAGUCGCUUGGCCAAUACGACAAGGCUAAAGAGUAUCUCCAAAAAGCGCUUGUCAUCAGAACUGAAAUUGGCGACAGAGGAGGGGAAGCAUCAUGUUAUGGAAACCUAGGUACUGUGUUUAGGUCGCUUGGCCAAUACGACAAGGCUGAAGAGUAUCUCCAAAAAGCGCUUGUCAUCAGAACUGAAAUUGGCCACAGACAAGGCAAAGCAUCAUGUUAUGGAAACCUAGGUACUGUGUUUAGGUCGCUUGGCCAAUACGACAAGGCUGAAGAGUAUCUCCAAAAAGCGCUUGUCAUCACAACUGAAAUUGGCCACAGGCAAUGCGAAGCAUCAUGUUAUGGAAACCUAGGUACUGUGUUUACGUCGCUUGGCCAAUACGACAAGGCUGAAGAGUAUCUCCAAAAAGCGCUUGUCAUCAGAACUGAAAUUGGCGACAGAGAAGGGGAGGCAACUGACUACGGAAACCUAGGUACUGUGUUUGCGUCGCUUGGCCAAUACGACAAGGCUGAAGAGUAUCUCCAAAAAGCGCUUGUCAUCAGAACUGAAAUUGGCGACAGAGAAGGGGAAGCAUCAUGUUAUGGAAACCUAGGUACUGUGUUUACGUCGCUUGGCCAAUACGACAAGGCUGAAGAGUAUCUCCAAAAAGCGCUUGUCAUCACAACUGAAAUUGGCGACAGAGAAGGGGAAGCAUCAUGUUAUGGAAACCUAGGUACUGUGUUUAGGUCGCUUGGCCAAUACGACAAGGCUGAAGAGUAUCUCCAAAAAGCGCUUGUCAUCAGAACUGAAAUUGGCGACAGAGAAGGGGAGGCAACUGACUACGGAAACCUAGGUACUGUGUUUACGUCGCUUGGCCAAUACGACAAGGCUGAAGAGUAUCUCCAAAAAGCGCUUGUCAUCAGAACUGAAAUUGGCGACAGAGAAGGGGAAGCAUCAUGUUAUGGAAACCUAGGUACUGUGUUUACGUCGCUUGGCCAAUACGACAAGGCUGAAGAGUAUCUCCAAAAAGCGCUUGUCAUCACAACUGAAAUUGGCGACAGAGAAGGGGAGGCAACUGACUACGGAAACCUAGGUACUGUGUUUACGUCGCUUGGCCAAUACGACAAGGCUGAAGAGUAUCUCCAAAAAGCGCUUGUCAUCAGAACUGAAAUUGGCGACAGAGAAGGGGAGGCAACUGACUACGGAAACCUUGGAAUUUUGUUUAGAACUGUUGGUGAUUUUGAAGCUUCGGAAGUAUGCUUGGAGAAAGCUUUAUUCAUAUCCAGAGAUAUUGGAGAUGGAAGAAAAGAGUUUGAAAUCCUCCGAGGCUACGCCGUUUUGUAUUUAUAUCAAGAUAAAAUCAAAGACUCCCUGUCGUGUCUUCACCUGUGCAUUAAAAAGUAUGAGGAGCUGAGAUAUUUCUUGGGCGCCAAUGAUCAGUUCAAAACAUCAUUUCUGGAGGACACAGGAACAUUCCCCUACAAGCUGCUUUGUACUUUGCUUUGUGACACCGAAAAUGCUCGGGAUGCUCUUUAUGUUGAGGAGUUGGGUCGAGCUAGAGGCCUAUCAGACUUAAUGGCAGAGAAGUACUCGGUUGAAACGCACAUCUCUGCUAAUCCACAAUCCUGGUUUGGCAUUGAGGACAUUUUGAGAAAGAAAAGAAACUGUACUUGUCUGUACAUUUCUUAUUUUCAGAAUCGUCUGCAUUUGUGGAUCUUGAAAACAAGUGGAGUCCUUCACUAUAGAAGAGUAUCACCAGAAGAGAAUCUAGUUCAGGCUGGGUUACCCAAAGAUUUGUCUUUGAGUCAAUUUUUGGAUUAUAAUUUCCGGAGUCUUGGUAUUUUGCCCACUAAAGAUUGUGAAGAUCGGUCUUUAAAUACGAUUAAAUUGCAACCUCUCUCCCCCGCGCAAAAGAGCUCAGCAAGAUUGCGACUCAUGGAAGAGGACGAGGACGAGGACGAGGACGAGAAAGUGAUUUCAAGUCUAUACUUGUGUUACAAAAUGUUCAUUGCCCCCGUUUAUGAUUUGCUUGAUGAGCCUGAAGUCAUUAUUGUUCCUGACCGCAGGUUGUACAAAGUUCCCUUUGCUGCCCUGAGUGAAAAGGAGGGAGCCGAAUACUUGUCAGAGACUCAUAAGAUCCGUAUCAUUCCUUCGUUGACAACACUCAAGAACAUUCAAGAUAGUCCAGAGGACUAUCACAGCAACACUGGUGCCUUGGUAAUAGGCAAUCCCAAGGUUAAUUGGCUGCAACCAUUGCCAGCUGCAAGAAAGGAAGCGGAGAUGGUCGGACGACUGGUGGGUGUUCCGCCUCUAGUUGAAGAGAAAGCAACGAAGCAGGCGGUACUUGAGCGGAUAAGUUCAGUGAGCUUGAUACAUUUUGCUGCCCAUGGUAACGCGGAAAGAGGGGAAAUUGCACUCUCCCCCAAUCCCUGUCCCAACAGUCAAACCGCUAUCCCACCGAAGGAAGCUUACAUGUUGACGAUGGCUGAUGUCUCACGAGUGAAAGUCAGAGCUAAACUGGUGGUACUUAGCUGCUGUCACAGUGGAAGUGGAGAGAUAAGAGCCGAGGGAGUUAUAGGAAUUGCCCGUGCGUUUUUAGGAUCCGGUGCUCGCUCGGUGUUGGUUGCGCUGUGGGCCAUUCCAGACUCAGCAACAGAGCAGCUGAUGAGUCGGUUCUACGAACACCUCAUUGAAGGUGGAAGUGCCAGUGAAUCCCUUCAUCAGGCCAUGAAGUGGAUGAGAAAAAAGCCCUUGAACAAAAUCUCUGAGUGGGCUUCGUUUACGCUGAUUGGAGAUGAUGUGAGACUCGAGUUUGACAACCAGCGGCAAGACUCGGUGAGAACAGGUAUUUCAUAAAUUAAAGUUAAAUUAGAUGUGAGGAUGGUUAUGACUUACUGGUCGUUGUUACCUUGAACAUCAAGGCUAGUUUAAUAUCUAUAUAUAUAUAGAUAUAUAUGUACAUAAAUAUAAAUAUAUAUAUUUAUAUAUAUAUAUAUUUACGCACCCUUUUUUUCCUUUUUCAAGAGUUACUAUCUCCGCUCUCUGGUGUAAAAUAUAGAAUCUCACAGAUACCUCUCUACCAAUGAGACACAAGUAAUAGCCAAUUAUUUUUAUAUAUCGUGCUUGGUGUAAUUGUGUUUGCUUUAUAUCCAAAAUAUUAAUUGAGGUAAUAAUAAAUUGGGUUAUUUCAAAUUUUUUCUUGCAGGAAAAAAGACCCCGAUAGAGUAAAUAAUGACAAGUACUCGAAGGGAACAGAGUUAAAAGACUUUUGGAUGGAUAAAUUAAAUAGAAAUAAGUAGAGAAAAUACUCUUCCAGUAUUUCAUCGACAUUAAAAAAAAAAGAGCUAUCCCAGGUAAGGGGAGAUUUAUUCCAAUUUUUGCUGCUUUCUUUUCUAAUAUUCUCAGGAGGCAGUAAUGAUUAUGUACUCAAAAAUUUUUUGUUUUUCACGCAAAAAUUAUAUUAGACACGAAACAAUGUUGACCUACGUAAGACUUUUGAGUAAAACGAAUUCAGUAAAGUUAAGACAGUAGUUUAAGUAUUAAACAAACCACUAAAAUCUGGUUUAAUUUUUGUGUUUUCAAGCCUUUUGUAAGGUUUAGUUAUUAAGAAUACCUUCCAUAUUUCAAGAAUGAAUUUGAUGUAGCAUCUGAAGGGAUCCUUGUCAACCACGCCGCUGUUUUUGUCAAUAUACGGAUAACUGCGGAGAGAUUCGUUUAUACUUACUCAACGCCUAGCAGGAGUCGUGCCGGCACGUAAACACUUUUUAAGUGGCGUUAAGAUAGGAUUCGCAAAAGGAGAAGCGUUGCGCAUCCUAAAAAUAGGUCAGAAGCACUUCACAUUUAAAAAAAUCGUACAGAGCUUAAAAAUACGACUAAAAGAGGGGAAAGAGUAUACCUGACGAACUUCUGGAGAAAUACGUGUCUGAAGUUAUCUGCUCCAGUAGAGAAGGAUCACCUCCGGCUUUACAAAAGCUCAAGAACACGCUGAUGUGGAAAUGUCACAUUCAAAAUCACAUCGCCAAAAAAACAUUAAAGUAUAUCCUGGCCAGAACUGAUCUUUGGAGACGGAAGUUUAAAAUCGCUUCCAGAUGGCGGGAGUGUCAUGCGGGCAUGUCAAUACUUCAAUUUUUAACUGGUCACUUUCCUCUUGUGCUAUGCACCCUGCGCGAAGCUUGUCGACUCUUAAAUGCAGAAAAAUCUCUGCCAAUUGGCUAUGAGUUAGAUCUCUGAAAUAUGGUAGUAAUCAUGUCUUGGAAUAAAGAGAUCAUCUGUUGUAGAAUAAGUUGAUUCGUAACACCCUGUAUGUAAGGAAUAACAGCAAAACCAGUCGCUGGUUCCCAUUCAUCAAGAGCGUUACUAUUUGUAACUGGUUUUUGGCAGUUACGGAGAAAAGUUUUUGUAGAGCCAUUUGCCCAUUUGGAUUUUAGUGAAGAGCGAAACAACGUCGAAAGAUACUAAUUCUUCACAAGCGUUAAGAGUUUUAUCUUUUAUGAAAUCCGCAAAUUCGCAGGAAUUUUUGACCGUGUAAUCAGUAUUCCCAACAACAGGCGACAAAAUUCUCGCAAGAUAACCAGAAAUUGCAUAAGUCGGAGAAUUAACAAAAGACACAAUGAGUCUCAAAGGAAUUCCCGGUUUAUGAAUUUUAUAAAAACGUGGACAUAAGCCGUCACUACUGUCUAACAUUUUGUACGUAGAGUCACUAAUUUUACCAGCUUUUUGCAAAUCAAGCAACAUUUUGUUUAACUUUCUUUGAGGUUUUACUGGUAGGAUCAGAGUUUAAGACAGCAUACGCACUCUUGUCAUUAAGCAGAGUCAAAGCUUUGUCGUGAUAUUGCUGUUUGUCCAUAACCACAACAAUUACCCUUGCCAGCAGAUAAUACGAGCCUGUCUGGAUCCUUUUUGAGAGCUAUAAGUACAUUGGAAACAUCCUUUUGAAUGUUUUUGUGGGGAGGUUUAGAUCGUGACGAUGGUGGUUUGCUUCCUGACGCUUAUUUACACCUCGUCAGAAAAAAAAAGGCCGCUAAUUAGUGAUCAUAUAAAAGGACCUCUUGUUACAGCGUCUAGAUAACCCCUGAUGAAGGCACUAGACAGGAGUGUCGAAACGUUUGGUCUAUGAAUUGUAACUUCGGUUACAUUCAUUAAAUCUGCAAACCAGAGUAGCAUCAAACUAUGUCUGAUUGGCCAGCUGGUUGCCGUGUGAACUUUAAUGUAUUAGAUAAGAAGGCAUUUGCUUACCUUGGCUCCUUUGAUCACUGAACCGGUCGGCCUACGGUUGAUGAAGUUCGGGAUCUUUUGGUCGGUAACAGCCCAUGAAAGCGCGCUUGACAAGGUGAUACAAGAUGUCCUGCUGAUUGCGCCACUUCCAUUGAUUUGGAAAUUCCGUAUUCCCUCGCUAUCUCUCGAUUGUUGUUAACAGCUUCAGCUUCAAUUACGAUUUUCAACUUAAAGUUGAGAUAGUAAGAAUGACGGCGAGUGUUGGCAUGAUUGUGGUGAAUGUAGACUUCGCAAGAUAAUGUUCACCAGGUGAAGUAAAUUAUUAUUAAUUAUUAUAAGAAGUUAUCAUUUGCAGUUAAGGCUGAAUUAAUCUGCUGCAAAUUUACAUUUAUAAAAUGAAUGAGAGACAGUUGAUUUCAAUUUUAUUCAUAUUUUAUAUUUUUAAUAUGGUUGACGUGGUGGGCAUGGUCACCACAUCCACCGUGUAGGAGUGGCCUCUCCCUCCUAAGUUGAAACAUUUUUUUAUUUCUUUGAUAGAAAAAAAAGAAUGAAAAGUUGAGGUAAGGCAAUGCACUUGCAAGGAGAUGUUACCCAACUGACAACUAUACUCAUAAGAUCUAAAUAAAUUACCCUUUUGCCCUAAAAUCCCUAUUUGUAUUAUCAUAGAUUUUUAUCUUUCAAUGCCUGCUUAUGGCAGCUUUUGUUGGAUUGGAAAUAAAACAGUCUUUGUAUAUGUGUAUGUGCUGGAAACUGUUGCAAUGGACCUUCAAAGGGUUUUUUAUUUGAUCUGUAAUAAAUUUUAAUUUCUUUGUCAACAGUCAAAAAUAAUCAUAUACUAUCACCUUUUUUUUCCUUCUCACCUUUAAAUCUUUGAAAAAUUAUUUAAUCUUCUAUUUGAGAAUUGUUAAGAAAUGGAAUUUAUUUUAAUACAAAUAAGGAUUUACACUGUUUAGUAGUAUCAUUUGUGGCUCUAAUGAAACAAACAAUGUAUUUUCACAGUUGUUAGCUUCCAAUCUUUGUUGGACAGUAAGAAAAAAUUUUGGUAUGUAUGAAAUGGAAGCAUCAUACCAUGGAAAAUGCUUGAACAAUUUUUAUCCACUUGUCGCGUUGAUCAAAAAAAUUCACUAGUUCACUAGACUCACAUGUUAAUUUUUGUUUGAUGCAAUAAAUCUCAUUUGUGCACACUUUCCAUCGAAUAAUCUCUGUUUGUUACAGAUUGAAAAAUAUUUCUUGGGCCCCAUACUGUUUCUAAAAUUUAACUUCUUUUCGCAUGAGCAUGAUAAAUAAAAGAUUUUCUAAAUACUGUGGAAAAUGGCAUCUAAAACAAAUGUUAGCCCAGUUUAUUGUAAUGUCAGUUGUUGUUAGGUUACUAUUUACUUUACUUCACCAUUCCACUUCUUCUUCCCCUUCUCUUUUUUAUUAUUUUUCUUGUCCACAUCUAUUUUAUGAAAAAAACAAUACUUGGUUUGAACAAGUUUAUUAAAAAUACUGCACAAGUUCUAUAACUGUAUUAGAAAAGGUUUCUCUGAUUGAACAAUAUUGAACCAAGCGAUGGUAACAUUGCAAAAUUAGGAACUUCUACUUUACUGGAAAUGGUCAAAGGAAAAACAGUUUGCUAACCAGACAUCAUUUCUUAUUGCUUAGACUUUAACAGGAAAGUUGUAUUUCAAGGAGGCUAUGAUGUCACUUUUCCAACUUCCUACAGAGGGGAAAGACUAUUCACUGUGUACAGUUGCAUGACAUUUUGUGGAAUCAUAGCAUUAUAGAAGAAAAGAAAAUAUUACCGUUGACACUUACCUAAAUCACUGCCUUCAGGGGGUGGUCCUUCAGGUAGAUCUUCAUCAUCUAUUGUAUAAAAACUAAACGUAUGUAAUUGUCAAUUUGAAAAAAAAGGUAUUUUAUUUAAAUCAAGGUAAAGUAUUAUACAAUGAGCUAACCUAACAAAACUUCAUUGCACAGAGUUUAAAAGUGAAAUUGUGUUUCAAGGAGACCAUGAUGUCACUUUUCCAACUUCUUAAAGAGAGGGAAGACUAUAAAUUGUUUACAGAUGCAUUACAUUUCGUGGAAUCAUGGCAUUAUGAAAGAAAAGGAAAAUUUUAUUUUCCAGUCAACACUUACCUAAUCUCCACCUAAAGGAGGUGGUCCUUUGGGUAGAUCUUCACCAUCUUUGAUAUAAAUAGUAAACUUAAGUAAUUGCCAAUGUGGGGAAAAAGUAUUGUAUUUCAACAUUAAGGAACAGAUGUGUUGUGAAAAUAUUUUGUCUAAAUUGACCAUCUAAGUUGUAUUUAUGUCAUGUGGUUGCAGAAUAUAUUUGUUGAAAAUAGCAUAUUAUUUAUUAUGCAUAUGUAAUCUUACAAACAUUUAAAUCUUAAUCUAGUUUAAUAAUUGUGGUCUAAUUAAGUUAACAUUCUGUUGUAAAACUAACACUCACCUUCUUGGUUUAAAUGAAGACCAUGUGUGAGAAUAAAUUGAAAUGUUUCCACUUUAAUUGUGUAAAUGAGUUUGUUAGUAACCUGUGGUUAUAAAAAUCUUAUUAAAGUAAUUCUAUGUAAGUGGUUCAGUGCCUUGACAAAGAUUAUUAGAGAGUAUGUCUGAGUGUUCAUUUGAAAUGGCAGUUUUAAGCCUUGAAUUAAUUUUUCAAGAAUGAUAUGCGUCGCAAAGUAAACUGAUCUUGACAUCCUGACAAAACAAAUGCCAUAAUUUUCACGUGAUUGUUUAUUCCAAUUUAAGAUAAGACUUUGUUGAGAUAUCGUUGUAACAAGUAGUAUUGAGAUUGAAAUUAGAGUAAUAACUCCUUUACGUCUGGAAAUAUAUGAAAAUCAUAUACGCGCACUGCGGUGAAGAAACAGAUAGAAGCGAUCCUCGUAGCUAUGAACACUACUGAAGUAGUAGUUGAAAUAAGACCUGAAAAAAAUUCAGGCCCGUACGGGUAGAGAGUUGCACCGGUAUCGCUGAGGUCAUCAGCUCAAAUCCUUUAUUGAGAUUGAAAUUAGAGCAAUAACUCCUUUAACGUUUUGCUUGAUUGUGGGAAAUGAGUAAAACAAAUAACAGCGAUGUGCAUUCUACUCACCUUCCUCAAAAUAGCUCUUCCACUCACCUUUUAUCACGGUAAAAGUUGGCGGGAAAAUAGUUGCUGCCUGGCAUUUCCUUCAUCUGGCGAGAAAAUCCAAGGUGUUAAUUGUUAGAGAGCAAAAUCGCUUGUUUCAGUUUCGCGGUCUCAUUUUGCCCCCUUAUCGUUGUUUUCAGAGGUACUGCCUCGUCUAAUCCAGUUGCUUAGUAAGUUUCUGAGCGCCUUCUGCGUUUCUGGAUACCAAUUAUCAGAGAUAUGGGAUGAUGUAUGUCGUGCUUUAUGAGCACUAGCAGUGUUUCAGAGGUGGAGACUGCAAUUUCACAUACUUGUCCAUACAUGCCCCAAUAUUAAACGAGUCCUUGCAUUUUCUGGUUGCAUAUUGUUGGAAAACUUUUUAACGGUUUACACAAUCUUCAGUUCGUUCCUUUUUUCGAAAAUGUUCGACUUCUCGCUGCAAGCUAUUUUAUGGAGACCCCCAAAAAUUGAAGUUACGGAUUGAAAUCCAUUAAAAUACGCGCUCUACUUUUGGGCUUGGCCAAAUCUAUGCAUUAUACCUCAAAAUAAGUAGACUCAUUUGCAAGAAUUUCGGAGUUAAUGUAAUGUGUUUCCUCAGGAUGGACGUGGAGGGGAAGUCGACUAAAACGAAGCUUUAGCCAAAAAAUGAAAUAGGAUUAAACGCUAGUAAUGAAAGAAGAGAUUUGUUAGCAACAAUAUUUGAGUAAACUAACACUCAUAUCCUCUAGGCUGUUUUAUAUAAACAAUAAACAUACCAUUUCUCUCUAAAUUAAGAGACUUGCGUCCAUAUCUCCACUGAACUUUAUUCACUUUAAUUUUAAAUAUUUUCGCGGUCAGAAAUUAUUGUCUUAACUUUUAAGGGAAAAUGAAAGAAAUCAGACAAAAAACGAAUCAUGCGUGACGCGAAACUUAAAAUCGAAUCUCACGAUUUUUUUUCUUUCGUUGUUUAGAUAGUUUAAAUUUUGUUAUUCCGACCUACCUGCAGAUAGCUUGUUCCGUCAUCUGUUACUCCUCCUAUUGCCACAUCAUAGUAACUCAAAUUAUUUGAUGCUACUUCAGCAAUACCGAAACCAACCCAACCUGUGGUUCUUACUUGCACCAUAAACUCCAGUGUGUCCGCGGACUCAUUGUAGUUGUCGGAAACAUUGUAAUUUUCUUUACCAUCAGGCAUGAUCAUGUUGGAAUACAUGUUGUACAUGGACCUACUUAUAACAAAUAACCGCUGGUCUUUAAACGUGAGUCCAGCAUUGGAACAGUAUUGGUCGAGUAAGAUAAAUUAAUCAACUACCUUCGCUUUCAACCAAUAUUGACAGAAAGUUUCCCUAAUUUGAAAACACAUGUACUUGACUUAACGUUUAAAUAUGUUGUCAAUAUAUCUGAAGACUCUUAACUUCAGGAAAUUUAAUCGAGCCAUUUCACUGUUUGUUUAUCUUGAAAAAUGUAGCCUCACUUUGUAAAGCUUUUCAUUUUUGCAAUCAGCGUCAACGAGUUCUUUCAAUUAUAUGACCCCUACGUUAACUUCAAAAUCGACUUGAUUAACUCGGCAUUUUUAAUUUACGUGGGACCGGUAUUUGCUCAGGGCACAGCAAAAGGGCAACUAAAUGUCACUUUUUUACAUCAAUUAAUUACCCAGCCUUGAAGACCAAGGCAGCAUGAUUUUUGUCUUCGUUCAGCCACAACGAACUGUCCCUUGGUAUUUUCCAACGUUUAUCAUUGCGUGGAAAUAUUACAGCUUAUUGCGCAUGGCUUGCAUGUCGUCUGUUACAAUCAAGAUUGACAGAAAGUGCGUGAGGUAUGAAAACACGAAGGUGAAAGUGGCUCAUUAUUGUUCAGCUUUACAGCCUUAACCUUUGUUUUAUUAAAUAAAUGCUUUUCCUAUAAACAUUUCCAUGUGAAAGAUCAAUGUAUUUAAGCAGCAAUUUUCGUUUCAUUUACUCUUUAUUUAGAGAAAACAUUGAAACUAAAUUUUCUGGGAAAAAAAAAUUUUCAAACGUUUCUUUUAUAUUUCAUAAGCUUUUCAGUGAUAUAUAGUUUUCCAAGUGUUUCUUUGAAAGUAGGGCGCAUAGAACGAUUUUUCCAAAAUUUUUCCUUGUUUCUUUACAUUUCGAUGUUUAUUGCGCAAUUUGUUGCAUAUUUGUCGUCUUUACUUGAACUCUCUCGUCGAGGCCGUACGGCUCAUGAUCAUCAAGGUAGGCAAAGCGCUAAAUCCUCUUUUUCCUCCUUUUUGUUCCUCACUGGGGAAAGGGGACGGUAGCCAAACCCCAGAUCAAAAGUAAGCAAAUUUUUCUCCAAUUCCGAUAUUUAUCACUUACACUUGGAAUUACUUUGUGAGUAUUGGGAAAACUCAGAGUUUGAAAUGUUUUCAAAUUGUGCCGGCAAACAUUAAAAGUGGGAAGUCCAACAAGCUGUGUUUACAUACUCUCAUCUAAACUAACUAGUUGACCUAUGAGAGCGUGUGAACCAUCUCAAUUAUCCUAUAACCAUCAUGAGUUAUAAAAGUGUGACGUGCCAAACCGAAAUACAGUCACUUGGUUUUUUUAGUAGUUUUGUCUUCGAUCAUUCAAAUCACACCCACUAGAAAUUGAAAAGUUCACGAAGACAAGGAGUCGAUUAUUACGCAAAGAUAACUUACCUUAAAAAAAGAAACUUCGGUUGUACUGUGAUCGAUCUUGUGAUGAAAAUCAAACCUUUCAAAGGGGUUAACCUGAAAUGUCCUGUUGAAAAGAGAAUAACACUGUUCAUUUCUUAUGUUCAAUUACAUCAUGAGUGAUAAAAAGUGUGACGUAUAAAACCGAAAUACUGUUAGUAUAUUAUUGAUUGAGUGGUAAGGCCGGACGGAAAAAUAUUUGGCUCGGGGUCAUGGCCUUCAUGGUGUGGACUGUCCCACGCUGAUAUCAUAAGAAAUCCGUAGUGCUCCAUGACGUGGUUUUCCAGUAGCUAUGAUCUGCACUAGCUAUUAACUUGACUUUGUUUUAGGAGGGUUAAACGAUCGAUUCGGAGAUUGCGGUAGAUUCGAAUUGAAUUUCCAUUUUCUACUUGUACACAAGCGUUUCAUGGUCAAGAUACCAUUCACUUAAAUUUUUAGAUUCUAGCGGCGGGUUUUACAGAACACAUUUUUCUAAACGCCGUAAUCCGUUCUUUUGUCUUUUUGAGCGCCAGAGUCUCCCUUAAGAAGAUAAGUUAUGACGCUGCGCGCUCACGGACAGAUGUUUUAAUUUUCUUUAAUUUUUUUACCCACCUUCUUCUAAAUAGCUGUAUGGAAUGAGAGCGUUUGAGUGCACCACUCACCUUUUAUCACGAUAAGAGAUAGCGGGAAAAUAGAUACUGCCCAGUAUUUCCUUCACUCGGCGCGAAAAUCUUAGCUGGCAAUUGUUAGAGAGCAACAUCCCCCGUUUCAAUUUCGCAGUCCUAUUUUGCCCCUUUAUCUGUUUAUCUCAAGUUUCUGAGCACCCUCUGCCUUUCCGGAUAACAACUAUUUGAGGGAUGGGAUGAUGUGUGUCGUGCUUUAUAAGGGUCCCCCUAAAUUUUUUCUCUCAAUACCGAAAUCCCGACGGUUUACACCAGCCAAUCCCGAUCCCGAUCAAAAACUUUUGUCUGAGUCCAUUUCCUUAACUUAAGAGGGCGGUUUCGGUGGAUGAUGAUUUUCUCGACCAGCAUUAGUCCGUUGUGAGCUUUGCUCACUGUAAGGCUUAAUUUUAUCUCUUUUUACUAAAAUGAUGAUAGUUUAGAAGUUUUUAAUUUUUGCACGAAUAACGUAGGCUAGUCUUUGUAACGACUCUCUUCCGUUUAACCUCGAUCACAGACAAACGUAUUAAUAAACACAGGUCAGUAUCAAGGAAACGAGUAACAAUGUCAACUAGAGCAUAAAACACAAAAGGUGACUGCAGUCCCAUAGUUCCUAAACAAAGGAAAGGAAGAAAAAUUAACUGAACGCAAUUCUAAUGUUAAAGCGAGUACUUCUUCUAGAGCGGGAACCUCUUCCAAGGGGAAAAUCAGCCUCUCUUUCCAAAGAUGGAAAGUUACCAUCAUCACUCGGCGAAUCGUACUCUAAUAUUCCAUCUUGCUCUUUGUCUUGUUUCCCGCUGUUUUCUUGUUGCUCCACGAAGUCAGAGCCAUCGUUGUUUCCUGUCUGACAGAGCGCCGACACACCGUUGCGACAAAUGUUUACGCCCAGUCGUAUUUUCUGUAUGACAGGAUCAUGGCAAUUUCGGCUACAUGAUACCAGGAAUCUGAAUUUGUAAGAUAGUGCGCCGCCUAACGGGUUGUCCUCUUUAAGCCCUCUUUGGCUGCAUUUCCAAACUUUCUUGCGCAAUAUAACACCGUGAAAAUUUGAUCUUUGUGAUGCACAACCAAGUGAAUAUUCUCCACGUCCAGUUUCAUGCAACUCAACAGGUUAAGAGCGUCGUAUUGGUAUCAUUCUGAGACCCGCUUAAGGAUUUCAAGGCCGUUAAGCAUUUUAAUUGACGCAGCAAUCUUAGAUGCCACGUUACCCUAUGGGCAAUUGAGAUUUUUGAUAACUUGGUAAUUUCGCUUCUGAUAGAAUUUUCAUUUCCUCGCUGAUCAGCUCGACCGCCUCUUAAAUCCUAAAAAGCUUGUACGCCUGGUGCCUCUCAUGGACUGAGUGAUCAAAUUCUCCAUAAAUUCUCGUCAAAAGACAUCCCGGUUUUCGGUUUGCUUAAGUGAUUAUUUCCCGAAUCCCGCUCCUCAAAAUCGCCGAUUCCCGUGUCUCGUUCAUAAUAACAAUCCCGCAUCUCGCUUCCUUCUCACUUUAGAUUCCCGGAUACAAGCCCUCAAUAAGCCCAAUCACGAAUCCCGAAGAACCUAUUGGGGAUCCUCCUUUAUGGGCACUAGCAGUGUUUUGAGAAGUGGAGAUCUGCUGUUUCACAUACUUUGAAAAUAUCGUAAUAUCGUAAUAUCGUAAUAUCGUAAGUGACCGGACGUGCCCAAUAUUAAAAGUGUUCUUCCAUUUUCUGGUUGCAUAUUGUUGGGAAGACUUUUUAACUGUUUGCACAAUUUUCGUUCCUGUUUUUGAAAAAUUUCGACUUCUCGCUGCAAGCUAUUUUAUGGAGACCCCUAAAACCUUUACUCUUUAUUUAGAGAACACAUUGAAACUAAAUUUGCUGGGAAAAAAAGAAACUUUAAAAACUAUUCUUCAAUACUUCAUAAAAUAUCGUAAUAUCGUAAUAUCGUAAUAUCGUAAGUGACCGGACGUGCCCAAUAUUAAAAGUGUUCUUCCAUUUUCUGGUUGCAUAUUGUUGGGAAGACUUUUUAACUGUUUGCACAAUUUUCGUUCCUGUUUUUGAAAAAUUUCGACACUGACUCAUAGCUGAUAACAUUCAAUACUGGAAAUAUAUAAUUGUAUUUAAAAUUUCACUAUACCUUUAAUUUCCACACUAAUAACUUAUUGAUUGAACAGUUGAACUAGAUAUGAAAUUUGGCUUUUUAAUUUUUGUAAUGUAGCCAUGGAAAGGCAGUAAAAAAAGAAUGAGUUUUGAUUUGAGGUUACUGUCAACAAGAUCUGGUCAAAUUUUCAAACUUUCGUUUCCUUUACUCUUUAUUUAGAGAACACAUUGAAACUAAAUUUGCUGGGAAAAAAAGAAACUUUAAAAACUAUUCUUCAAUACUUCAUAAGCUUUUUAGUGAUAUAUAGUUUUCAUGGUUUCUUUGAAAGUAGGGCGCGUAGAACGAUUUUCCAAAUGUUUUUCCAAAAUUUUUCCUUGUUUCCUUACAUUUCGAUGUUUUCUGCGCAUUUUGUUGCAUAUUUGUCGUCUUUACUUGAACUCCCUCGAAGAGGCCGUACAGCUCAUGGUCAUCAAGGCAGGCAAAGCGCUAGUUCCUCUUUUUCCUCCUUCUUGUUCCUCACUUGAGAGGGAUGGUAGCCAAAUCCCAGAUAAAAAAUUGGCACAUUUUUCUCCAAUUCCGAUAUUUAUCAUUUAUACUUGAAAUUACUUUGCGAGUAUUGAAAAAACUUUGAGUUUGAAAUGUUUCCAAAUUGCGCCGACAAACAUUUAAAGUGUGAAUUCCAAACAAGGUAUGUUUACAUACUCUCAUCUAAACUAAACAGUUGACCUAUGAGAGCGUGCGAGCCAUCUCAAUUAUUUUAUAACCAUCAUCAGUUAUAGGAGUGACGCGCCAAACCGAAAUACAGUCACUUGAUUUCUUUUAGUAGUUUUGUCUUCGAUCAUGCAAAUCACACCCGCUAGAAAAUGAAAACUUCACAAAGACAAUGAGUCCAUUAUCACGCAAAGAUAGCUUAGCGUUUAAAAAAAAGAAACUUUGGUUGUACUGACCCUGAGCUAAAUAUUUUACCCACUGGCCCCACCAGAUUCGGUCAAUGAGCAUUUUAUCAUAUGACCACUAACUGUUGAAAAUUUCAACCUAAGUCGGACGCUAUAUACGGGCAUACAGGCACACAAAAAAUAAGCAAUUUAAAACUCUUCCUUUUUAUUUCGAUAAGCCCAGAGGGGGAAAGGGAAUAACCUAAACACACGUGAUCUGGAUAUGUAAAACACUGUGACAGCGGAAGUUCGGAAAGUUGUGAAAAGUGAUUCAUUAAUGUUUCUUGUUUUAUUUUGAAAGAAUCAGCCACAUUGUCAAAAUCUUGGUAAGUGCGAUUGAAAAUCUUUUCUAGUCACUCACUAGUUGUUAAGUAACUGUAGAGAGGUGAGGCUCUUAUGGCAAAGCCCAGUAACCGCUUUUUUGACCUUUAUGUUUGCAAUAUGCCACGUUUCGAGUGUUAGCCCUUCGUUAGAGCGAUUGAUGGCGCGAUUGGAUCGUCACUACAGUGAUAUAUAUUGGUUCUACUGCGACUUCUUCAAAUCUCUGUGGCUUUAUACCGCACAAUUUAUCCCCAUUAAUUAAAAUAGGGUUAUUGAGUAUCGUUCAAUUUGAUGAUCAUAAAUCUAAAUUCAGACCUCUAUUUGUGGUGUAGACUGUCCCACGCUGAUAUCAUAGGAAAUUCGCAGUGCUUCAUUACGUGGCUUUCCAGUGGCUAUGAUCUGCACUAGCUAUUAACUUGACUUUGUUUUAGGAGGGUUUAUCGCUUAUCGAUUCGGAGAUCGCGGUUGAUUCAAAUUGAAUUUCCGUUUUCUACUUGUACACAAGCGUUUCAUGGUCGAGAUACUAUUCACUAAAUUUUUGGAUACUGGCGGCGGGUUCUGCGGUAAAAAUUUUUCUAAACGCCGUAAUCCGCUUUGUUGUCUCGCAUAAGAAGAUAAGUAAUGACGCCGCACGCUCAUGAAGAGAGAUGUUUUUAUUUUCCUAGAGAAAUUGGAACUUUCUUAAAUCCAGUUAUUGCGUACAUAGUAUAAGCAUACUUUUGCGUCGAACGGAUGCUUCAUAUCCUCUCCGUAAAAUUGCUUUCUUCAAACCGUAAUGGUGUUAUACAAUAUAUUUCAACCUCAUUAGCUAAGAUUGUUGAGCAUUUUUUAAUUUAAGAAACUGAUGGUUUCCACAAUCACUUGAUCAAGUUGCUAUUCUCAGUAGUUUUGUUAAAUACUUUUGAUCACAGUUUUAAUUUUUUCAAAUCAAAAAUUGGCGGUAACCGUGUUUGAUUGAGGGUCUUAAGAAGGUUAACCGUGAGCCAUAAAACGGCCAAAAAAAUUUAACUGUUAAGCGUAAAAAAUUGUGUAAUUUUAACUGUUAGUUGUGAACAAAAUUAACCUCAAAAAAUAAUUUCUGGUAACAACUCAUGCAUGGAAUGAUGUUAAUCAUUAGUCGUACAAUAGGCAGAAUUUUAACCGCUAGCCGUAAAAGCCAUCACCCCAUUAAUUAAGACCCUCGUUCUACUAAAGUGAGCCCAUAAUUCUCAAAAACGACUUGUUUGGCUUUGACCGUGUAGCCUUGGAAAAUGAAAUUUCCCCGAAUUUGGAGAAAUCAGGUAAUAGGGACCUUAAGCAAACCACGACGGCGACGGCAACGAGGACAUGAAAAAACAAAAGAUCUAAUUGGCAGAACGAUAGCUCAGCACGUGCGUUUGAAAACUUUGUACAUUUCUUUGCCGUCCUAUGCAAAACAACAACGUGAAAUCACCACAACUUGCGUCGUCUGCGAACCGAAACUGCGACGGCAAAUCAUUUUAAUUUCCAUUUGGAACUCAAGGCUUCUCUUAUACGUUAUGCUGAAGUAGAGGUGUGGCGCCGUAUGAGACGGUAAACACAUGCAGCCAUUUUUUAAAUUUAAUAAAGGCAAAUUCAUUUUUUUAAUCGAAGUCUUCCUGGGCGUUGCCAUCCUGACUGCUUAAGGUCCCUGAUGUUGACGUCAAUACUAAAUUAAACGGGAAGCAAGCUUGUCAAGCUUGCAAUUGUUUGUUACUUUUCGAUAAGAAGGAAGGACCAAAGCCAUAUUGAAUAUUCAUCAUUCAAAUAAUCGCUCGGUGUUAGUGUCCUCCAGUGGCAAUUUUCUUGAAAUUUCCUGAGGAAAAGAAAAAACAAAAAGACAGUGCCUUGCAGAUACGCAGAUCCCACAACGUAACUGUCAUCCAGUCCAUUUCUUCCACUUCUCGCCUGUUCCCAAAAGAAAUAUGUUGAACUAUUGAUUAUGACUAUUAUUUAUUACUGAAAAGUCAAGCAAAGUCAAGCUACUCUCUCUGAUGUCAUUUACUUGUUGCCAUAUUUCAGUCUCUGGAUUAACGCCUUCAAAUGGAAGACCAAUGAUGUAGUUUUUUUCGAGCAAGUUACCCGAGCCACUCCGACCUUUUUUUUUUUAAAGUCUUUCCUCCCCCCCCCCCCCCCCCCCUACCCCCCUACUCUUCACUCCCCUACCCCCACCCCUCUCCUUAUUUUUGACCGUCGACCGCCCCCGGUAUAAAUUUUUCCUCUCCCCAGCCUUCCGCCGCCAUUAAAAUCAAAGAUGGCGGCCAUAAUAUUCGUUAUGAAAUUACUUAGCAUUUGCUAGCCUAAAUUACGCCUGCUCUGCAGGCUAGGUUCUGCGGUACAUAUUUUUCUUAAGGCCGUAAUCUGUUUCUUUGUCUGUUAAAGCGCCAGAGUCUCGCAUAAGAAGACAAGUUAUGACGCUGCGCGUUCACGAAGAGAGAUGUUUUAAUUUUUUCAGAGAAACUGAAACUUUCUUAAAUUCACUGUUUUUACAUACACAGUAUAAGCGUCUUUUCCGUUGAACGGAUACUUCAUAUCUCCACCGUUUAAUGGCUUUCUUCAAACCUUUAUGGUUUUAUACAAUAUAUUUCAACCUCAUUAGCUAAGAUUGUUCAGCAUCGUUUAAUUUGAGAAAAUGAUGGUUUCUACAAUCACGUGGCCAAAAACUAAAAUGAAUCCUAUAUCAAGACAUAUUUAUAAUGCGGACUGUCCUUUUCUACUGUCAGAGGAUAUUCGCAGUGUUACAGUUCGUGGUUUUCCAGUGUCCAUAAUUUUCUUUAGUAAUUCACGUGACCUUGUUCGCUUUUUGUGAAAGUAAUAAGGUCUCGCAUAAGAAGAGAGGUCAGUCUAUGACCGCGUGCUCACGAAGAAAGAUGUUAUAAUUCUCUGUGAGGAACCGGAGGAAGUGUAACUGAUCACUGCGCUUAAUUACUUUUCAGAUGUAAUUAGUUUACGAAGCCCAGCCGUUAAAUUAGUUGAAAAGUAUUGUGAGGCUUUCAAAUGAGCUCCAACAACAUGCCCUUUGAAAUCUAAAUAUUUUGUCAUUGCUAUUUCACAAACUCAUAAUUAAAUCCUUUUAUAAAUGUGGGAGAAGGGAGAUUGCAAUCUUUUCACUUCCAUCACGUUAUCAGGUUACUGGUAAAAUGACAACCAAAACAUUUCUAUAUCUCUUAUACGGUCAAAAACGUGCAGAACAGUAUUAUGUGGUUUUAAAAUUAGUCAAGAUGUUUUUAGGGGAAAAGUGCAAAAUGUUUUUGUCGUUUCACUUUCAGAAGUAUCUGCUGCGACAUUGAUAAUUUUGUAUUGUUUUGUUAGAAUAACUUUACCGUAACUUAAGCUUUAACUUUACGGUUACUUGAGGUAUGAGUAACCUUUUAAUUCCAAAGGCAACUGCUAAUUACUAAUUUGUCCUGUCCUUUCCUGAUACUAUUAAGCCAUGGCUUGUUGUGCGAAGAUUAAGCUCGUUACUUGGUAAUAGCUUGCGACAACAAUAUUUUGCUACAACUCAUGGAAUAAUGUUAUCUGUCAGCCGUUAAAUGGCCAAAAUUUUAGCCGUUAGCCGUAAAAGCCAUCACCCCAUUGAGACCCUCCUUCUACUACAGUGAGCCCAUCGUUCUCAAAUGCGACUUGUUUGGCUUUGACCGUGUAAACUUGGAAAAUGAAAUUUCCCGAAUCUCGAGAAAUCACGUAAUGUUGACAUCAAUACUAAAUUAAAGGGGAAGCAAGCUUGUCAAGCUUGCAAUUCUUUGCUAUUUUUCGAAGACAAGGAAGAACCUUAGUCAUACAUAAUUUUCAUCUUUCACAUAAUCGCUCGGUGCUAGUGCCCUCUAGCUGCAAGUUUCUCGCAAUUGUCUGAGGAAAAGAGGAAACAAAAAUGUUAAAUCAGCGCGAAUUUCCGUUGGGAGUUUCCAGGAGAGUGCCUACUGGAUGCGGGGAUCCUACAACGUAACUGUAGUCCAGUCCAUUUCCCCCACCUCUCUCCCCUCCUCAAAAGAAAUAUGAAUAACUAUUUGCAAUAACUAUUGAUUAUUACUGAGAGUCAAGCUACCUCACUCUCUCUCUGAUGUAAUUUUCUUGUUGCCAUAUUUCAGUCACUGGAUGAACGCCUUCAAAGGUAACACCAGUGAUGGUGUUGAGUGAGUGAGUGAGUGAGUGGUUAAUUUCGAGCAAAUUACAGAUCCACUCCGUCCUUUUUUUUUUUAAUUUUUUACUAUUAUUUUUUUUAAGUAUUAUUAUAAUAGUUACUAUUGUUGUCUUCGAUGCAAAUCACACCCGCAAGAAAAUGAAAAGUUUAUGAGCACAAUGGGUGAAUUUCCACCCACAAGAAGCUUAUUGUUUAAAGACAGAAGCUUUAGUUGUACUCUUGAUCUGAUCGAUCUCGUGUUGCAAAUCCAACCGGUCCAAAAGAGAUGAAUACUGAAGCCUGACGUUUCCCGUUAAACAGAGCAAGAUGUUUCAUUUUUGGAUGCUCAAAUCCAUCAUUGGUUAGAAAGUGUGACGUUCCAAACCGAAAUACAAUCACUUAGUUUUUUUUUUUGGUAUUUUUGGCUUCGAUUUCGCAAAUCACACCCGCUAGAAAAAUAAAAGUUCACCGUGACCGUGACCGUGACCGUGUCUUCGGAAGACUAGGGGUCGAUUGUCACGCAAAGAUAGCUUACCCUUUAAAGAGAGAAACAAGUUUCACCGAAUGUGAUCCGUUGAUGUGCUCCAGUUGUACUUAUCCACGCGUCUUCUUCACUUAUUAUUUUUUGUUUUAAUUCGAUAUUAUGAAUUCUAACACUUUCAGCUCGUUACAAAAAGUUUCCAGCCCGUUUUGGUAACUUCACAUAUAGGUUCCCGUUUGUAGUGACUUAUUGUGAAUCCAGAGUCAUUCUGUUAACUUUUGUUAUUAAAAUAACGUUUCCCUUAUAACAGGAGAGGAUGGCAAUGGAAACCUAACGACAGAAGCCAUGAUAGCUUUCAUGAACAUCGCCUUUCUAGUUGCCCUGUUCCUGCUCAAUUCAGAUCGCAUUCAGGAAGCCAUUGAGAUAUGCAGCGAAUGUUUGAUUUUGCUAAAUAAAACCGAUCAAAACAGCAAAGACCAAUUUAAUACACUACUGCUACAAUUUUACAGCGCCUUCAAUUUACUUCUUUUCAAGGCUUAUCGUCGUAUCUCUGACUACAUGAGUGCGGAAAGAUACGGCAGGAAACUGCUUGUCUUAUACAGCGAGUCUGGUGACUUAGAAAGAGAAGGAGAUGUAAGCUUAGCUCUUGCAGAGAUUGUUGAGAGUCAAAACAGGUUUACAGAUGCCAAACAACUUUACAAAAAAGCAGUUAAUAUCAAGAGACUAGCUGGUGAACAAAUUGGCGAAGCAAGAGCCUGCGCAAGAUUCGGAAUUAUGCUUUAUAGACUUGGCGAGGACCUAAAAGCGAAGGAGCAUGUUGAGAGAGCCCUUGCCAUAGCAACCGAAAUUGGCGGCAAAAAAGCAGAAGCAUCCUGUUGCGAAAACCUAGGAGCGUUGCUUCAGUUACUCGGGGAAUGCGACAAGGCUAAACAGUAUCUCAAAAAAGCGCUUCUCAUCAGAACGGAAAUUGGCGACAGAAAAGGAGAGGCAACUGACUACGGAAACCUAGGAACUGUGUUUCAGUCGCUCGGGCAAUACGACAAUGCUCGAGAGUGUCUCGAAAAAGCGCUUGUUAUCAGAACUGCAAUUGGCGACAGGGAAGGAGAGGCAACUGACUACGGAAACCUAGGAACUGUGUUUCAGUCGCUCGGGCAAUACGACAAGGCUGUAGAGUAUCUCGAAAAAGCGUUUGCCAUCAAAUCUAAAAUUGGCGACAGAAGAGGAGAAGCAUCAUGUUAUGGAAACCUAGGAACUGUGUUUCAGUCGCUCGGGCAAUACGACAGGGCUAAAGAGUAUUUCCAAAAAGCGCUCGCCGUCAAAUCUAAAAUUGGCGACAGAAGAGGAGAAGCAUCAUGUUAUGGAAACCUAGGAACUGUGUUUCAGUCGCUCGGGCAAUACGACAAGGCUGAAGAGUAUCUCCAAAAAGCGCUUGUCGCCAGAACUGAAAUUGGCGACAGGGAAGGAGAGGCAACUGACUGCGGAAACCUAGGAACUGUGUUUCAGUCGCUCGGGCAAUACGACAAUGCUAAAGAGUAUCUCGAAAAAGCGCUUAUCAUCAGAACUGAAAUUGGCGACAGAGAAGGAGAGGCAACUGAUUACGGAAACCUAGGAACUGUGUUUCAGUCGCUCGGGCAAUACGACAAUGCUAGAGAGUAUCUCGAAAAAGCGCUUAUCAUCAGAACGGAAAUUGGCGACAGAGAAAGAGACGCAACUGACUACGGAAACCUAGGAACUGUGUUUCAGUCGCUCGGGCAAUACGACAAGGCUGUAGAGUAUCUCCAAAAAGCCCUCGCCAUCAGAACUGAAAUUGGCGACAGAAGAGGAGAAGCAUCAUGUUAUGGAAACCUAGGAACUGCGUUUCACUCUCUUGGGCAGUACGACAAGGCUAAAGAGCAUCUCCACAAAGCGCUCGUGAUCAGAACUGAAAUUGGUGAUAAGGAAGGGGAGGCAGCAGAUCUUGCAAACCUCGCAGUUGUGUCUAGAACUGUUGGAGAUUAUGAAGCUUCGGAAGUAUGUUUGGAGAAAGCUUUAUCCAUAUCUAGAGAUAUUGGAGACAGAAGAAAAGAGUUCCAAAUCCUUCAAGAGCACGCUAUUUGGUAUUUGUUUCAAAAUAAAAUCAAAGACUCCCUUUCGUGUCUUCACCUGUGCAUUGAAAAGUAUGAGGAGCUGAGAUCUUUCUUGGGCGCCAAUGAUCAGUUCAAAACAUCAUUUCUGGAGGACUCAGGAACAUUUACCCACAAGCUGCUUUGUAAGUUGCUUUGUGCCACCGGAAAUUCUCGGGAUGCUCUUUACGUUGAGGAGUUGGUUCGAGCUAGAGGCCUAUCAGACUUGAUGGCAGAGAAGUACUCGGUUGAAACGCACAUCUCUGCUAAUCCACAAUCUUGA
This is a messenger RNA of Pocillopora meandrina, 23093 nucleotides long. NCBI's taxonomy places the organism in Eukaryota, Metazoa, Cnidaria, Anthozoa, Scleractinia, Pocilloporidae. The record is from the annotation of a GenBank genome assembly.